Lodderomyces parapsilosis is the source of this 474-nucleotide messenger RNA. RefSeq lists its product as uncharacterized. The transcript has a single exon. Bases 1 to 474 code for a protein of 157 amino acids. The record is from RefSeq and is a predicted model, not a curated record. Lineage: Eukaryota; Fungi; Ascomycota; Pichiomycetes; Serinales; Debaryomycetaceae. Gene Ontology annotation, biological process: late endosome to Golgi transport; endocytic recycling. Gene Ontology annotation, molecular function: phosphatidylinositol-3-phosphate binding. Gene Ontology annotation, cellular component: retromer complex; early endosome membrane.
AUGUCGAAACAAUUCCAACCAAUAAGUGACAUCAUCAACACUUCGCCCAAGAACAAGACCCAAUCAUUCAACGAAAUAUACGGAGAACCGGAAGACUUUCUUGAAAUUGAAGUUCGUAAUCCAAUAACUCAUGGAUAUGGUAACAAUCAAUAUACCGAUUAUGAAAUCAUUUGUCGAACUAAUAUCCCCGCUUUCAAGAAACGAUCCAGUAGGAUUAGAAGACGGUACAGUGAUUUUUUGGCAUUUAGAAAGAUUUUGGAACAAGAAACUACUAGAGUUGUAAUACCUCCAUUACCUGGCAAAAUUUUGCUACAAAGUAACAAGUUUAAUGAAUUAAAUAUUGAGAAAAGAAGACAAGGAUUGGAGAAAUUUUUGGUCAUCGUUAGUGGUCAUCCGUUGUUGCAAACGGGGAGCAAAUCAUUGAUUGAGUUUAUACAAAAUGAAAAAUGGGAUCCUAAACAAAUGGUUUAUUGA